Messenger RNA from Nymphaea colorata (pocket water lily), 1711 nucleotides. RefSeq names its product phosphoribulokinase, chloroplastic. Gene Ontology annotation, biological process: carbohydrate metabolic process. Lineage: Eukaryota; Viridiplantae; Streptophyta; Magnoliopsida; Nymphaeales; Nymphaeaceae. Bases 295 to 1512 code for a protein of 405 amino acids. The transcript is spliced from 5 exons. The record is from RefSeq and is a predicted model, not a curated record. Gene Ontology annotation, molecular function: phosphoribulokinase activity; ATP binding. Gene Ontology annotation, cellular component: chloroplast; cytoplasm.
ACCAUGUCCAUCCUCAGUUAUUUCAGUGACUCAAGACCUCCAAAGGUCUCUAAUCUUAUGAAACUUCCCUCUUCACCACCCAAAAUUUUAAGUUGCUCUUCAAAUCCUAACCAAACCAACUAGCUAAAAACAUGUUUUUAUGCUUGCUUUUGUUAGCUAUAUAGUUGAAACAUCAGCAACUUCCUGCCCCGGCUGAGCCUCCUCUGAAGGUGUUCUUCCAAAUUUGGAAGAUACCCAACUGAGAUACGCAAAGAAAGAGGAGGAGGGGAAGGAGGAGCCCUUUGACAGGAAGAGAUGGCUUCAUGCACAACAAUCUAUUCGAUUUCGACCACCCCAACGAAAACCAACUGGGGGUUUCACCAAUCCAUCCACAGGCAUGAGAGCCAUGUCUUCUUCUACAGCAGCACAAGGAGAACAAAGAGGUUCAAUGGGUUCUCUGAGAUUUCAUGCUCUGCAGAGGAAGCGAAGACUGUGGUCAUUGGGUUGGCAGCAGACUCAGGGUGUGGGAAGAGCACAUUCAUGAGGAGGUUGACCAGUGUCUUUGGAGGGACCGCAGAACCACCAAAGGGAGGAAACCCAGAUUCCAAUACCUUGAUCAGUGAUACAACAACUGUCAUCUGUUUGGAUGAUUAUCAUUCUCUAGACAGGACAGGGAGGAAAGAGAAAGGGGUGACCGCAUUAGACCCAAGAGCCAACGAUUUUGAUCUCAUGUACGAGCAGGUGAAGAAGCUUAAAGAAGGGAUAACGGUGGAGAAGCCAAUCUACAAUCAUGUCACUGGUCUUCUAGAUCCUCCUGAGGUUAUCCAGCCUCCCAAGAUUUUGGUCAUUGAAGGUCUUCAUCCAAUGUAUGACCCUCGUGUCAGAGACCUUCUCGACUUCAGUAUCUACUUGGAUAUCAGCAAUGAUGUCAAGUUUGCAUGGAAGAUUCAGAGGGACAUGGCAGAACGGGGCCACAGUCUUGAGAGUAUCAAAGCUAGCAUUGAAGCUAGGAAACCAGACUUUGAUGCAUAUAUCGACCCACAGAAGCAAUAUGCUGAUGCAGUGAUUGAAGUUUUGCCGACACAACUUAUUCCCGGUGACAAUGAAGGGAAGAUCUUGAGAGUAAGGCUGAUAAUGAAAGAGGGAGUGAAAUACUUCAACCCUGUUUACCUUUUUGACGAAGGUUCCACUAUUUCAUGGAUACCCUGUGGGAGAAAGUUGAGUUGCUCAUACCCAGGGAUCAAGUUUUCCUAUGGACCGGACACUUACUUCUCCAAUGAGGUCUCUGUAUUGGAGAUGGACGGCCAAUUUGACAGACUAGAUGAGCUGAUCUACGUCGAAAGCCACCUGAGCAACAUCUCUACCAAAUUCUAUGGUGAAGUUACGCAGCAAAUGCUGAAGCAUGCCGAGUUCCCAGGCAGCAACAAUGGCACUGGUCUCUUUCAAACCAUUGUUGGAUUGAAAAUAAGGGACCUCUAUGAACAGAUUCUCUCCAGCAAGGCCUCUGCUACUUUACAAGCUAGCAAAGUUUAAAAAUGGGCCCGAGCUUUUACUUGUUUCAUUCAUUUUUGGGUUGCACGGGGGCUCUUGAUAUGUAGAGCCUUUGAUGUGUAUUUCAAGUGAUGCAUGCAGUAUUGGUGUAAUAUAGGACAAGAUCAAGCGUAUUCCCACUUCCUCUGUUGGGGCAUCCGAAAUCAUGAUAUCUAAUGAUCUCCGCAUCUCCUGCUUUUAA